Molecule: messenger RNA, 876 nt
Organism: Quercus robur (English oak)
Lineage: Eukaryota; Viridiplantae; Streptophyta; Magnoliopsida; Fagales; Fagaceae
Exons: 2
Coding region: 1-876 (291 amino acids)
Molecular function (GO): nucleic acid binding; zinc ion binding
Source: RefSeq, a predicted model, not a curated record
AUGUGCUAUGAAUGCAACGGUCAUGGACAUCUCAAGAAAGAGUGUCCCAACUAUCUGAGAGGGAAGGGUAAAGUGUAUGCUACUACUCUUAGUGACUUAGACUCCUUUAAUUCAAACUCGGAAGAAAGCUGUGAUAGAGAAGGAAACUACUCCGCAUUUAUGACCAUUGCUCCCGUACAAUCUUCGGAUGAUUUGAGUGUGUUAGUGGAAGAGAUUGGUGAGCACACUGACGUGGAGUCAAUAGGGAUAGUCGAGGAAUCCGAUGAUAAGGAAGAUGAAAGAACAGUGGGAUUGCAAGAAACCUACAAUUCCCUCCUUGAGAAGACUGGUGAAUAUGCAAAAAUGGCUAAAGCAGCCAUUAAGAAAAUGAAGAGAGCAGAGCAAGAUUAUAAAAGUCUUUUGCUUGAGGUGAUUCAAGCUAAUGCUAAAGUAGAGCGGGUUUCCUCCAAGAAGCUUGAUGAAGUGCUUGCUCAUCAAAAACCUUUAUCCAACAAAAGUGGAUUGGGAUACAUCGGAGAGAGCAGUUCAAGUGCUAAUAUAUCCAAGGAUAUGAAGUUUACGAAAGCUAAGGAACUAAUGGUGGCUAUCACUACAGCUAAGAAAGUAAAGGCAGAGAAGAAGAGGAUUGUGACAGACCAACGGGUUUUGAUAAAGCCUCAUAACCAAUCAGUGGUCAAACCUAAAGCAAAAGGAAAAUCACUUCCAAAAUCACAAAGAGGUCUGAGAACAAAACAUUUCUACCAUCAUUGUAGACUUCAAGGACACACCAGACCUAAUUGUCAUAAGCUUAAAGCAUUAAAGAAUGCAAGUGCGCAAAGGUUAAGAGGACCAAGAAAUGACAAAAGGAGUUGGACUGCUAAGCAAUCAAAAAGUUAA